Molecule: messenger RNA, 5724 nt
Organism: Hypanus sabinus (Atlantic stingray)
Lineage: Eukaryota; Metazoa; Chordata; Chondrichthyes; Myliobatiformes; Dasyatidae
Gene: zdhhc14
Product: zinc finger DHHC-type palmitoyltransferase 14
Exons: 9
Coding region: 1144-2553 (469 amino acids)
Biological process (GO): peptidyl-L-cysteine S-palmitoylation; protein targeting to membrane
Cellular component (GO): Golgi apparatus; endoplasmic reticulum
Molecular function (GO): protein-cysteine S-palmitoyltransferase activity
Source: RefSeq, a predicted model, not a curated record
CAUUCUCCGACACUCGUCCGUGUUUCUGAGGAAGCAGCGCAGCCCCCAACACCCCCGGGUUGCACCGUCGGAGCGGAGUGGUGGCAGUGGGCGUCCCCCCCGCUUUGUUAUUUAAAUCGUUGUUUUCUCGCAGGAAGUGUCGAGGGCAGACGGAGUUUCCGCCGUAUCCCUUUGUUUCGAUUGGUUACCUGCUGAACGUUUUCAAUUGAGGCGUUAUUUGGAGAUUCCCAUUGCUGGGGUCAGGGUUGUGUCAGCCGUGGACAGGAGGCAUCCCCGGGCAGGGUAGCAACGGAGAGCGGCGGCGGCGGCGGCUGGAGCAAGGCGCUGCCCGCUGUUAUCUGAGUCCAGAAGCCAUCUUUCGGUGCUCAGGUUUUCCGCUGGAAAUGUGGAGACGAACUGGGAACAAACCCGGCUGAACCCUAUCUCGUUGAUUCAUUUUUGUUGUUGCUCGUAGUAAUACUUGUCUUCGUUCGCUGCGGGCACCUGAAGUUCAAAGGCGAGGGAGUGCCUGUUGGCAAGAAGAAGCGAAUCCGGAUCCCCUCGGCUUCACACGCAUGGAUAUCGAAUUGUGAACAGCCAGAUUAUCUGUUAACACCGAGGAAGGUGGUUCAAUCCCCAGGGACUCGCGAUUGCGAGGAUUUCCUCAAUUGUUUAUUCCACGAGGAACUGGCUUUUUUUUUUAGCGGACAGGUGUGAUUCUGAGUAUUUUUCCAAUAGAUCACUUUCGGAAGAUUAGGGCGAUUUCAAGCGAGAAUUUUGUAAAUGUUCAUAUAAAUUAUUGUUUCAGGAAGAAAAUUGGUGAUUUCAAAUGGUACUUGGCUCGGGCGCGUCACUCAUUGCAAGAUUUAGUUUCUUGUAACUGUCGCUUGGAGUGUCAGGAAAAGGAAACGUGGCUGUUUUAAACAAAAAUCAUCUGAAUCGUACUUGCAAUGAGGAGCAGAAGGUGUGACAGAAGAUGAGCAAAUACGGUCAUAGAAAAUUAUUGGAUAUUUAAAAAAAACAUGACUGUCCAUAUCGUUACACAACGUGAAGCAAACCCCAUACGUACAAGGCUGGGAUGCUUUUGUUUUUUUUCUACAGCUAUCCCGACAUCCGCAUGAUUUUAGCGAUUGUGCUGAAGUGAGAAUAUAACACCGCGCGUUGAUGCCGUCCCCAAUGAAACAGUGCGAAUACAGUCAGAUUGCCACUCAGAGCUCGUCUCCUAUGGAGUCUCCUAAGAAGAAGAAAAUUCCGCGGAGGAAAUGGGAAGUCUUCCCAGGGAGAAAUAAAUUUUACUGCGAUGGCAGAAUCAUGAUGGCCAGUCAAACGGGGGUUUUCUAUCUCACACUUGUAUUGAUCGUGGUCACCAGUGGGUUCUUUUUUGCGUUCGACUGUCCAUACCUAGCAGUAAACAUCACACCCGUGAUACCAGCGAUAGCAGGAGUUUUGUUCUUUUUUGUGAUGGGAACGUUGCUUCGUACAAGCUUCAGUGAUCCAGGAGUUCUACCUCGUGCCACGCAAGAUGAAGCAGCAGACCUGGAAAGACAGAUAGAUAUUGCCAAUGGUUCAAGUUCAGGAGGUGGGUAUCGUCCUCCCCCCAGAACAAAAGAGGUGAUAAUUAAUGGGCAGACAGUCAAGUUAAAAUAUUGCUUCACCUGUAAGAUCUUCCGUCCACCACGUGCCUCUCACUGUAGCCUUUGUGAUAACUGUGUAGAACGAUUUGAUCACCAUUGCCCCUGGGUAGGCAACUGCGUGGGAAAAAGGAACUACAGAUUUUUUUACAUGUUUAUUUUGUCACUGUCAUUUUUGACAGUAUUCAUCUUCGCCUUCGUCAUCACUCAUGUCAUUCUCCGAUCUCAGAAGACAGGAUUUCUAAAUGCGCUUAAAGACAGUCCUGCAAGUGUACUGGAGGCAGUUGUUUGUUUCUUCUCUGUGUGGUCAAUCCUUGGCCUUUCAGGAUUUCAUACUUAUCUGAUCAGCUCAAAUCAGACAACAAAUGAAGAUAUUAAAGGAUCGUGGUCAAAUAAAAGAAGCAAAGACAAUUACAAUCCAUAUAGCUAUGGGAACAUCUUCACAAAUUGCUGUGCAGCUCUUUGUGGGCCAUUGCCACCAAGCUUAAUUGAUAGAAGAGGAGCGAUCCAGUCAGAUACACCACAGCCAGCAAUGCCACCAAAUGGAAUCACCACAUAUGGGGCCACACAAACUCAGAGCAACAUGGCUGCAGCCAUACCACUUUUACAGAAUGAGUUAAGUCCAACCAGCGAAGAGCCUCCUCUACCUGGAAAGAUGACAAUUUCUCCCCCAUGUGCCACAUUGGCUCUUAGCCAACCAACACCUCCACCAUCUACUCCAAACCUUGCAGCAGAAACCUUACUUACAGAUACAGUGCCAGUAAAGGAAAAAUGUGAAGGUCACCACUUCCUUACACCGGAAGAGGCACCAUCACCUCCAGGAAUGCUUACUCCAGGUACUCCUCUUCCUCAUAGCCACACAAUGCAUGUCCUGAAUGCGGUCACCCAGGAUUCAAUGCACGAGGAUUCAGUUCGAGGCCUUGUCAAGCUUAGCUCAGUUUGACCCAUUAUAACUUCCCAAAUUCCAGAUGUUGCUGUAAACACCAAAAGUCAUUUCAGGAAAGGGCAUCAUUUUUUCUAGCACAGACUAGAAACAACAGACAAUCACUUCCAUCUCGAUACAGAGAAUAAGUGCCACGGUGUAAAGAAGAGCCAUCCUGAAUCGCUCAGACUAAGAAGCAACACAGUGGACAUUCUUUUGUCAAUGGGGCCAUAGCAAAAAACUAUUCAACUGCACUCUGAUAUUGUUCAAGUGUUACUUCUACAGUGCCGUGCUUUGAAGAUGUUGCACAGUUGAGAUCAGUCAGAAAGAUCAACGAUAUAUCAGGUUGCUGAAAUAGAAGAACACUGAGUAAAUCAAUUGCUAAACACAGUAUGAAUCAUCUUUAUCAUCAAAAUAUGAGUAUUCAUCUCUUGCGUUGGUGAACUGCAAUAACUAAUUAACAAUGUGUUCAGACAAAGCCUGUUUAUACUGUAAUCUAAGUCACUAUGCCACAUUGUAAGCAAGUGUUAAACAACUUGUGUAAAAAAAAAAUUUUGUUUUCCAAAGAAUACAAACAAGGGCAAAGGAAAGCAGAGAAGUGAAAAAUCCUAUUAUCCUUCACUGUAUUCAUUUUUUGGGUUAGAAAGACCAAGAAUAUUAAGGACCAUUAUCAUUUAUCUCUUUUUUAUGUACAGUGUUUGAAAAGAAGCUGUGUUGUGCCAUGUCACCAUAUAAAAUGGGUGAUAUUUAUUUCCUGUGUUUAUUAAUAAAAAAAAUGAUAACACUUUUAUUCUUUAAAUUGCUGUACCUUGGUGAUUAUGUGCAAUGGACUUCCUGUUUUCAGCUAAAAUGUAAUGUUCCAACUCAAUUUUGAUUGUUUUCCCCACAAUUCUUGAUAAUAUUUAUCUGCUUAUGUGCAAGGAACAAAUAACCAUACAAUAAUUACGUUGAUUAUAAGUGAUUGGUCUAGCUUGGAAAUAACUGACAAAUUCAUCCCACUUCCCUGCUCUUUCUCUUUUCCUUAGCAGGUGUUUCUUUUCAGGUGUUUUUCUAACUAUAUUUUGAAACCUCAUUGAAAUCAUCUGCAUCACCUGUUCAAGGAGUGCAUGCAGAUCAUAAUAACACAGUGUGCUAAAAGAAAUUCUGUUUGAAUAUCCUCUGAACAUUUUUACAAUCAUGUUAAAUUUGUGUUGUUUGGUUACAGUUCCUCUUCACAAUGGGAAAAAAUUAUCCUUAUUUACUCCAAUAAAAUGUUAUAUUCAGCUGCUAAUUGCUCCAAAAGGAACAAUGCUAGCUCUACUGGACUUUAUCUGAUCUGUUAUCCAAGGUGCCAUUCUGAUGUAUCCUUUCCAAAGCUUUAACAUGUUUUCUAACUUGCAGUGCCCACAAUAUGACACACUAAUCCUUAUGAGACACUUGGAUUAAUUUAUACUGCUUUUGUAUAACUUCAAAAAACAAAAAGAUUCAAAAAGAGGCAGCCUCAGUGGAGGUCAUUGAUUUGAAAUGUGAACUUUGUUUCUUUCCAUUAAUGCUACUUGACUUGUUGAUUAUUAACAACAUUCUCUGCUUCUAUUUUUAGUAUAACUUAUUCUCCUUGUACCCUGUUGCUCUACUUAUAAAACACAGAAGCCCUUGGACUUGUUUUAAGCUUUCUUAACUUGCCCUACCAUAUCCAAAUUUUGUACUUUUCUUGACCCAUUUUAUAUUUAUUUUUCUUAUCUAGUGAGAACACAUUAUUUCAUACUUCCCUGCAUUAAAUUUAAUCUGACUUUGCAAUGUUUCAUUAGUCUGUUUUGUCUUCAUUAUUUCUUACACUAAGUUCCAUGUCACUUGCGAGAUACUUUGUUUUGCAAAAACAGUCCUCUGUCCCAUUUUCAUUUGUCAGAAUUAGAUGAUUGCAUCUUCUUUACUCACUGAGUUAGAAACAAGUACAGGUACUGAAGAAAUGCUACUACAUAUAUUUCCAGGAUUCUUCCUCUCCAUGUUGUUCACUUUUGUUAGAGUAAUGUGAAAUCUUUAGCCUGCCAUCCAUCCCUCCAUUAUUAGUAAUUUUCCAUCCUCAUAAAAUUUUAUUAUAACUUUACAUCUCCCUUCCCCUCUUAAUAGUUAUAUUAUUAUAUCUAGCAUUAUAUUUAAAUAGUUAGCUGGUCUAAUAGUUAACAUUUUUCUCCAUAAUUACACCCAAAUAUGUUUGUCAUUUAACCAUCAAGCAUGCCAUUCCCAUCCAAGGUUUUAGUUAGCAUUCAUCAAAAUUGCCAAACCAACCCACUUUUUCUUUCUCAGUUCAUCCUUGUUUGCUUUGAGCUCAUUAGAACGUAAAUGACAAGUAAAGGCAAAUCUUUCACCUAUGUAUCAUUUUAAGAUCAUCACCCACACAACUGAAAGUAAAUUUGGCAAAAAAAUAUGUGAAGUGUGAAGAAAAAUUUCUUUUUCUCUAGGAGAUUGUUCAAGUCUAAAGAUGAGUAUGUUACAGUGAGAACAUGGAAGAAUAUUGAAUUGAAGCUUUAUGCUGCACAUGUAUUAUAAAAUAUAAAGUUUAUUUUGUGAUUGUACCAAAGGAGGACAAAGGGUUAUUUUAUAGGAAGUCUGGGGGUGGUGGUGGUGGAAAUACAUGCAGUAGACUUGUUUGUUAAGUGCUAAAAAAAUUUCUCAGAGCAGGGACUAUUUGCAGAUGUAACACUGAAGGACUGAAGUUCAACUUUACAACAUAAUUUUGGCUGUUUUAACAUUAUUUAAAGUUAAAAAGCAGAAAUUUAUGAAAUUGGAAGACCAGCAAUAUUGAAGUAAUGUAACUGUCAUUUUUCCAUAACAUAUUGUUUAAGAUGCUAUGAAUUUAAUCAUGGGUGUCAAUUGAAAAGUAUCAGUUGAACCAAUUGUAUAGCCACUAUCAGCGUUCUUUAAUUGUCCCUCAUUAAUAUUUCAUGAAACUUGUAUUGAAUGAUGUCACAUAACUUUAGUUUAAUCUUCCAUGUAUUAAACUAUAAGAUCAAAGCUAGUUCAGUUGUUGAAAAAAGCACAUUGCCUCAAUUAUAAUUUCUUUGAGUUAUAUCCUCAGAUUUUUUUUUGUUGUAUUGCAUAAUGGUUCACAGAUUAUUAUUACACACGUUACUGUUGAUGGUAGCCAUAACAGCAAUUAAAUUAGAACACAUCAGCAUCCAUAGCAGCCAAUGCUGAGAAUCCCUGUGGCCACUC